Messenger RNA from Knipowitschia caucasica, 2862 nucleotides. Lineage: Eukaryota; Metazoa; Chordata; Actinopteri; Gobiiformes; Gobiidae. The record is from the annotation of a GenBank genome assembly.
AUGCCGGAGCAGAUCACAGUAGCGGAGUUUGUAGCAGAGAGCAAUGAGGAUUACAAGUCGCCCACCGCCUCGAACUUCACCACCAGGAUGUCGCACUGUCGCAACACGGUGGCGUCGCUGGAGGAGGCCUUGGAUGUUGACCGUAGUGUUUUGUACAAGAUGAAGAAGUCUGUGAAGACCAUCUACACGUCUGGACUCGCUCACGUGGAAAACGAGGAGCAGUACACUCAGGCCCUGGAGAAGUUUGGGGAAAACUGUGUGUGCCGAGAAGAUCCCGACCUGGGCUCAGCCUUCCUCAAGUUCUCAGUCUUCACCAAAGAGCUCACAGCCCUCUUCAAAAACCUGUUUCAGAACAUGAACAACAUCAUCACCUUUCCUCUGGACAGCCUGCUCAAAGGAGACCUGAAGGGAGUGAAGGGGGACUUGAAAAAGCCUUUUGAUAAAGCCUGGAAGGACUAUGAGACCAAAGUAACAAAGAUUGAGAAGGAGAAAAAGGAGCACGCCCGGCAGCACGGGAUGAUCCGCACUGAGAUCAGCGGCGGUGAGAUUGCGGAGGAGAUGGAGAAGGAGAGGAGGUUUUUCCAGCUGCAGAUGUGUGAGUUCCUGCUUAAAGUCAAUGAGAUCAAGAUCAAGAAAGGAGUGGAUCUGCUGCAAAACCUCAUCAAGUACUUCCACGCGCAGUGCAAUUUCUUUCAGGAUGGUUUAAAGGCAGUGGACAACCUUAAGCCGUCAAUAGAGAAACUUGCCUCUGAUCUGCAUACGAUAAAGCAGGUGCAGGACGAGGAGCGGAAGCAGCUGACACAAUUGAGAGAUGUAUUGAAGACCGUUCUACAGGUGGAUCAGAAGGAGGAGUCCCAGGCGAGGCCCUCGACGACCUACAGCCUGCACCAGCCGCAGGGGAACAAGGAGCACGGCACCGAGCGGAGCGGCUGUCUGUACAAGAAGAGCGACGGGUUGCGAAAGGUUUGGCAGAAGAGAAAGUGCACUGCAAAAAAUGGAUUUCUCACCAUUUCACACGGAACUGCGAACAGACUGCCUGCAAAGCUCAACCUGCUGACCUGCCAGGUGAAGCACAAUCCAGAGGAAAAGAAGAGCUUCGACCUCAUCUCCCAUGACCGAACAUAUCACUUUCAGGCCGAGGAUGACCAGGACUGUCAGAUCUGGAUCUCUGUGCUGCAGAACAGUAAAGAGGAGGCUCUGAACCAGGCCUUCAGAGGGAACCAGCACAGCGGAGAGAACAACAUCGUACAGGAGCUGACCAGGGCCAUUCUGGCGGAGGUGAAGAGGAUGAGCGGGAACAGCGAGUGCUGCGACUGCGGGGCUCCUGACCCCACGUGGCUGUCCACAAACCUGGGCAUCCUCACCUGCAUCGAGUGCUCAGGGAUUCACCGGGAGCUGGGGGUCCACUUCUCCAGGAUCCAGUCUCUUACUCUGGACGUCCUCAGCACUUCAGAGCUCUUGCUGGCCAAGAAUGUGGGGAAUGCCAGCUUUAAUGAAAUCAUGGAGGCGGGUCUUUCUGCUCAAAGUGUGGUGAAGCCCAAUCCAGCCAGCGACAUGCAGACGAGGAAAGAUUUCAUUGUUGCUAAAUACACUGAGAAGCGGUUUGCGUCAAAGAGGUGUCCGGACGCUGGGUCCCGGCUGCAGGCUCUGUGUGAGGCUGUGAAGGGCCGGGACAUCUCCUCUCUGCUCCAGGUGUAUGCCGAGGGCGUGGAUCUGAUGGAGCCCAUUCCUCUGGCCAACGAACAUGAACCAGGAGAGACCGCUUUGCACUUGGCUGUGAGAUUGGUGGACAGAACUUCUCUUCACAUAGUGGAUUUCCUCACACAGAACAGUCUGAACCUGGAUAAGCAGACGACCAAAGGCAGCACCGCACUGCAUUACUGCUGCCUGACAGACAACAGCGAGUGUCUCAAACUGCUGCUCCGAGGGAAGGCGUCCAUUGACAUUGCCAAUGAAUCUGGGGAAACUCCUCUGGACAUUGCUCGCAGGCUCAAACACGUGCAGUGCGAGGAGCUGCUCGCUCAGGCUCUGGCGGGGAAGUUCCACGGUCACGUCCACGUGGAGUACGAGUGGUGUCUGCGCCACGAGGACAUGGACGAGAGCGACGAGGACCUGGACGAGAAACCCAGCCCCCUGCGCAGAGAGGAGCGCCCCGUUAGCUGCUACACCCCCACCUCCAGCAGUCGCGACGGCCUCAAGGACAAGCACAGAGCCUUCAUGGUCAACAACGAGACAUACGGCACUAUCCUGACCUCCAACACCCAGGCUGGGGGCCCCUGCACUGGCUCUGCCCCUCCACUGCCCCCAAGAAACCUGGUUCUGUUGCCCGGUUUAGGUGGCGCGGCUCCAACAUCAGCGUCCAACUGGAAACCCGGCUCUUUCGACAUGUGUGGGCGACAGAGGUCUUCGUCGGACCCCCCAAACAUGCACCCCCCCGCCCCUCCCAUCAGACUUAUCUCAGCAGGAGGGAUGAGUUCCUCUAUGUUGAAGUCAAAGUCUGGAUCAAGAGCAACUCCCCCUCGCUCGUCUGCGAGAUUUGACUUCAUGCGGGGAGCUGCUGCUCAAAAUGAAUCUCCUGAACAAAUGGCAAAGGAAGUUCCUGGCAGCUCUCUGAAUUCCAGUGGUCAGUGUGUGUCCCAGGGGCCGGCGCACAGAAAGACCCACACUAAGCAGAGGCCGAAGAGGGUCAAAGCCAUGUACAAGUGUGUGGCAGAUAACCCAGAUGAGCUGACGUUCUCUGAGGGCGAGGUGAUCGUGGUGGAUGGAGAGGAGGACCAGGAGUGGUGGCUGGGCCACAUCGAGGGAGACCCCACCAGGAGAGGAGCCUUCCCGGUCACAUUCGUCCACUACUUUGCAGACUGA